This is a messenger RNA of Diachasma alloeum, 357 nucleotides long. RefSeq lists its product as uncharacterized. The transcript has a single exon. The record is from RefSeq and is a predicted model, not a curated record. NCBI's taxonomy places the organism in Eukaryota, Metazoa, Arthropoda, Insecta, Hymenoptera, Braconidae. Bases 1 to 357 code for a protein of 118 amino acids.
AUGAAACCAAAAUAUGUCACUGCUGCUCAUGAGAAGUACCUUUUACGUUAUAUGUACGGAAAACUGGAAACUCACCGAAAAAAGAAAAUCAAGUUCACGGGUGGAGAUAAGGUGCGCAUCAGCAAGUACAAGAAUUUUUUCGAGAAUUUUUUCUAUACACCCAACUGGACAACCGAUAUAUUCACGAUAAGUGUGGUUCUAAACACCAAUCCUGUGACCUACAAGCUCAUCGAUUAUGAGGACAAACCAAUUGAGGGUGGAUUUUACCAGAAGGAGUUAACGAAAGUCAGAUAUCCUGACAUCUACCUCGUAGAGAAGAUACUUCGAAGACGUGGAAACAAAGUAUUUGUCAAAUGA